AUGACAACACCAAACCAAAAAAUAUCGGUGACCUGGUCAUUGAAAGAAAAGUUAUCUUUCUUUGUUGUUGUUGAUGAAUACGCGAUCGAAAGUGUGGUCAAUGAUACCAUCACUUCGAUGUCAAUACCGGCAUUGUUUUUAUAUUAA
Messenger RNA from Cavenderia fasciculata, 147 nucleotides. RefSeq lists its product as uncharacterized. The transcript is spliced from 2 exons. The record is from RefSeq and is a predicted model, not a curated record. The coding region runs from base 1 to 147 and encodes 48 amino acids. Lineage: Eukaryota; Evosea; Eumycetozoa; Acytosteliales; Cavenderiaceae.